Trematosphaeria pertusa is the source of this 911-nucleotide messenger RNA. RefSeq lists its product as uncharacterized. The record is from RefSeq and is a predicted model, not a curated record. The transcript has a single exon. Bases 39 to 884 code for a protein of 281 amino acids. Lineage: Eukaryota; Fungi; Ascomycota; Dothideomycetes; Pleosporales; Trematosphaeriaceae.
AUUGCUUUCUGACCAAGACGAAGAAAUAUCAACGAGCCAUGGUUGACAUCUCACGUGAUCGCGCGUUUGGCGUUUCGGCGCAACCCGAAUGUCUUCACAACCCCGUGUCAAACAAUGCCACCCACAACAUUACGAUAAAGAAGCACACAUUACGCCCGCGAGCAUUCCUUUUAGCAUGCCCCCGUGGCUUCGCUCGACCCCGGUGUUUCGCGCUAUCCAGAUCGAUGAAGCUAGACACGUGCUUUGACCACGACGCGUCGCGUCAACCACACCUCUCCCACCACAGCUCAACGCUCUCCAUCCACCAACAUGGCCACACAACCCCACAAACGUCAGCGAGCAGACAAUGGCUUCAUCGCAGUGCAGCAUCCCCACCCUGGCUAUGCUCCAACCUUCGCAACCACCGCCGCGGCAUCAGCGCAGCAACACGCCGUCGACCCAAACGACCUCUGGCAAACCAUCACCGCCCUCGACCCCACCGUCCUCCACGAAACCCUCUUCCACGCCACCCUCGGCCAUAUAACACUCCCAGCUCGUUUUCAGCAUGCUCUCCCAGCACCACGCGCGCGUUCGCGACGAGCGCGAAGCCGCCACCGCAGCCCGCGCAGCCGAAGAAGCGCGCAUCAAGCGCGAGAAGAAGCGCGUUGUCGGUUUCGACCAGCACUUGCGCUAGAUCGAGGAGUGGCUGGUCCAUGAGCCCCAGCAACGCAUGUCCUCCUACAUCUGGCCCUUGUAUGAGUUCAAGAUCUGUCCGCGGAUCGCGAAGAUCCGAGAGAAGGCGACGAGUGCGCAUACGAAUUUUGCGACGCGGGCGAAUGCGCUGGACACGUUGGGGAAGAUUGCGGAGGCCGUUUGCGUACAUGAGGGCACGAGGUGGGGUGUAACAUCGCGUCUCUGGUCGAGCAGGACGA